AUGACUAGUUAUUUGCUAAGUUUUAUCGGGUGGACUUUUCUGCCGCAAAUAGUGACAAACUGGCUUCAAAGCCUCUAUUACGGAUUAACUUAUCGCGCAGGAGCUAAUGUACCCAAACCGGGACAGCCAAAAUAUGCAAGACACUACAAACGAAUAUAUAUAUUAGUUGUGCUCGCGUACCUCUUGUACACAAUUAUCGAGGUUGAUCUGUCGUUACAACCAAACUAUUACAAGAUUCUUGAGCUUCGAUAUCAUCCUGAUAAGAAUCCUACUAAUGAAGCAGAGGCCACAUAUAUAUUAAUACGUACAGCGUAUGAUACGCUUAAUGAUCCGGUGAAGAGGUUCGCAUACGACAGAUUUGGACCUGAUAUAAAUAGAUGGGAUAAUGCUAAAGCAAUUCGAGACUAUUUAAAUCAUGGAUGGACUUCUUAUGUAGAAUUCUAUCUUGGCACCGGUCUCUUUCUUCUAAUCCUGAAUAUAUUGGGUAAAGGACAAUUUGGACGGUUCUGGCGAUUUGUAACAUUCUUUGGGAUGGCAUGCAUCGAAGCAAAAAUGAUACUUUACCCCAGUCCUCCACUUUUCCCUUCACUUUUCCUACCACACCGCCCAAUCAUAUUUGAACAAAUAAUAAUCCUCCGGCAAGUGUUCAUUACCACAUUUAUCGGGCUAUCGCAGGUCGGCCCAGUGAUAUCGUCCGACUCGUCACCGGCUAUUCGCGAUUCGUUGCAUCGAUUACAGGUGUUGAGUAAUAUCACGACAGAAGAGUCUAAUAAUCAACUUCGAUUUGGAUUUGAACCGUUUUCGCGUGAUCAACACGCGCAAUUAGAAUUGAAAAGAAAAAUGGAAAAGUUGGCAGUUGAUGACUUUUUGUCUUCGGAUCCUAAUUAUAUGCAAAUGUAUAGCCAAGUUCAUCAACGAAUUAUUACUAGUCGACGAAAAAAUGCUUGA
Ambispora leptoticha is the source of this 948-nucleotide messenger RNA. The record is from the annotation of a GenBank genome assembly. Lineage: Eukaryota; Fungi; Glomeromycota; Glomeromycetes; Archaeosporales; Ambisporaceae.